Arvicola amphibius (Eurasian water vole) is the source of this 2968-nucleotide messenger RNA. RefSeq names its product C-X3-C motif chemokine receptor 1 (gene Cx3cr1). NCBI's taxonomy places the organism in Eukaryota, Metazoa, Chordata, Mammalia, Rodentia, Cricetidae. The record is from RefSeq and is a predicted model, not a curated record. Gene Ontology annotation, biological process: chemotaxis; immune response; cell adhesion. The transcript is spliced from 2 exons. Bases 96 to 1160 code for a protein of 354 amino acids. Gene Ontology annotation, molecular function: C-X3-C chemokine receptor activity. Gene Ontology annotation, cellular component: membrane.
GCCCUCAGAGAGAGGGAAGUGUUGGCGUCUGGUGGAGUUUGCGUGGGACUGGGGGACUGACUGGCACUUCGUUCCCAUCUGCCCAGGCCCUCACCAUGCCCACCAUCUUCCCGGAACUGGAUCUGGAGGACUUUGAGUACGAUGAUUCUGCUGAGGCCUGUUACGUGGGCGACAUCGUGGCCUUUGGGACGGUCUUCCUGUCCAUCUUCUACUCCCUCGUCUUUGCCUUCGGUCUGGUGGGAAAUCUGUUGGUGGUGCUCGCCCUCACCAACAGCCGGAAGCCCAAGAGCAUCACCGACAUCUACCUCCUGAACCUGGCCUUGAGUGACCUGCUCUUUGUGGCCACCUUGCCCUUCUGGACUCACUACCUCGUCAGCGAGGAAGGCUUCCACAACGCCGUGUGCAAGCUCACCACUGCCUUCUUCUUCAUCGGCUUCUUUGGGGGCAUAUUCUUCAUUACCGUCAUCAGCAUCGAUAGGUACCUGGCCAUUGUCCUGGCCGCCAACUCCAUGAACAACCGAACGGUACAGCACGGUGUCACCAUCAGUCUGGGCGUCUGGGCGGCGGCCAUCUUGGUGGCGGCACCCCAGUUCAUGUUCACGAAGAGAAAGGAAAACGAGUGUCUGGGUGACUACCCGCAAGUCCUCCAGGAAAUCUGGCCCGUGCUCCGCAACUCGGAAGCAAACAUCCUAGGCUUCGUGCUGCCCCUGUUCAUCAUGAGCUUCUGCUACUUCCGAAUCCUCCAGACUCUGUUUUCCUGCAAGAAUCAGAAGAAGGCCAGGGCCAUCCGACUCAUCCUCCUCGUGGUGGUGGUCUUCUUCCUCUUCUGGACACCCUACAACAUCGUGAUCUUCAUGGAGACUCUCAAAUUCUACAACUUCUUCCCUAGCUGUGACACGAAGAGGGACCUGAGGCUGGCCCUCAGUGUGACGGAGACAGUGGCGUUCAGCCACUGCUGCCUCAACCCCCUCAUCUACGCCUUUGCUGGGGAGAAGUUCAGGAAAUACCUUGGACAGCUGUACAGGAAGUGCCUGGCUGUCCUGUGCUGCCGUCCUGUCCACGUCAACUUCACACCGGAAUCCCAGCGGAGCAGACAGGAGAGCAUCCUGAGCAGCUUCACUCACUACACAAGCGACGGAGAGGGCUCUCUGCUGCUCUGAAAGGCCCUGGACCCCACUGCGAACCCAGAUUUCUUGACUCUGACUCGGGGAAAUGAGGACAGACUUUUAUUUUUCCUGCUGUGUCUUAGAAACAUGGACUAGAUGCCUACAAAACAACUCCACAGUGUUUUGAAAUUUUUAUGUUCAUUUCGUGAACGAUACACAUAUUGCUGGCUGUAAAUGCUGAACAUCGGGGCUUACGCAUGACAAGGCUUCUAACCCGAUUGGAAAAAUUACAAAGGGGUGGCAAGGGUCGUUCACGUGGUCAUGUCAGACUGAGAGGAAACCAAGCUCUGAAUCCAGCUAGAACGUCCCCUCUCUGGCCUUCAGAGUCUGAGUACUGACAGGUCAUCCAGACACACAUUCCAUAGUCAGAGAAAGACUUGGUCUCUUUCUGAUUUCAAGGUCAGCAUUCCCAGGGAAGGACUUCCAUUGGCCAAGCUGUGUAACGUGCCCAUCCCUUGAUUCCUCUUGAGGAAGAGACCUGGUCAGUCAUCCUCAUCAACUUAGACCAUGAGACCCUAUAUGGACAAGUUCGACAGAACCACCAUAUAUGGGCUGCAUGUGCAUGCUUCAGCAUUGCCAGGGCAUACAUUUCAUUCAUCCAUCCAUUCAUUCAUUCAUUCAUGAAAUAGAACUGAUCUAAGAUAUUAUUGGAACAUGAAGGUUGGAGGUUGAGGAAGAUAUAUUUCUAAGAAAUUGGAGGGUGGGAACUACUCUGAUAAAACAGAACAAGAACGACUCAUCUGCCUUACCACGGGACUGACUGACCCAGGCUCUCUCCUCAGCAACCAGCCUGUGUCUACUGCCAGCUUCUUCCUUAAGCCCGUCUUGAGAAUGUCCUGGAAAUUCCAAGGGCUCCCACUGACCACUGCAUCAAAUAUAAAUUCAAGGGCCUGGCCUCUGAGACCAGGGACAUAAGAUGCAGUUCUAAAAACAGACUCUACAUUGCCUCCUCCUCCUUCCCAAAGGACACCACCCACGCUGCUGCCAGGUCCCUUCCAAUAUCCCUCCACUUCUCUCAACACCCCCUAUGGGGGGCGGUGAGGCAGGAGAUAGAAUCUCACCCCAGAGUGAAGGGAUUUAUAUCCCAGCUCUGUCACUUUUAAUAACCAAAAGAUCUUCAGCCCCUCACCUAUAGAAAGGGGACAGUGGUGGCCUCAUUUAUUCUAGCAUGGCAAAUCCGCCAGGAAUUUAGCUUCCCCUGUUCCUGGCACUGUUGAGCUGCCUCUGAGUGACAACGCAGAUGGAGUGGGAGGAGCCUGCAGGAGACAGCCAGACAAGAGACCCCCAUUCCCACAGUGAUGCUCAGCAGCACUUAGACCUACAGACCCCUAACCAUCUCCCUGCUGCCAAUCAAGAGCCAGGCUAUGUGAGCAGCUUGCUUUCUGUCCUCAACCCGAGAGCAUCAUGUGAUCUAACCACAGGAGACCCUCACAGCUGCACUCACUGACUGGGGCCUCCUUUAUAGUCCGACAAUGAGAAUUCCGGGACUGCACAAUUCUUUCUAAAAAGUGCUUUCUAAAAAGCACUGGGUCCCAAAUUGCUCUCUGCUCCUGUGUAGAGUUGUAAUAACCAUUUUAGAAGUCUCCCCCAGAUGGUGGCACUGAGGAAGUUGUGGCAUGUGGCUCACUGUGGCGUGUCUGAUAUCUCCUUGGCAGUCUGCGUGUUUGUUUCAAGGGUGGCAGACUGAGUCACAGCCCUCACAGGCACGUCCAGCAUUUUGACAUUGCAGCACAAUGCUGUCUUCUACAGUGGUCACAACUGAGAACCUCAAAAUUUAGUUACCAAAGUGGGGAGACGGGAAA